AUGCCUAAAUCCAGUCAAACCCCCUCUAAAUCCAAAUUAUCAUCCAAGGCUGAAGCAAAAUCCAAAAUCAUGAAGCCCAAAUCAAAGAAAAGUGCCAAGCUAUCAAGUGAACCUAUACUAACACCUGCUCCUUCUCCUUCAAUAUCUUCCACUGUACCUGCAUCAUCAUCCUAUGUUCCUGCUGCUCUCACCAUUCCCACCUCCACUGCAUCCCCACUUCCAAAACCAACCACCCAUGCACCUGAGCCUACUGCGAAAAAUACCUCUAAGUCAACCAAGUUCAAGGCUACUCCAAGAAAAUCUGUCAAGAAAGUGCCUGAUGCUGUUACUAAGGUAGACACAGUGGUCAAGGAAUCUGUGGUUCAGGGGGAAUCAGUGCCAGUCAUUGCUAAUCAGGUACAAAAUCCUCAUUCAAAAUUAGAUGUUUUGGUAUCUAAUAUAUAUGUUGCACCCUUAGACUCUCUCCCAUCCACGAGUGAGAAACCAAAAGUAGAAGAAUUCACCGUAGAAAAUGGUGUAUGUGAUAUGGGGAAAGAGGUAGAUACUACUACUGUGGGGCCUGUGGUUGAGGGGGAAAGAAGUAAAGAACCAAUGCAAAAGGAGGCAUCUGAUAGUCUUUCAUUUAGCUGGACGGAGAAUGAGGAUGAUGAUGGGGUUAAUGAAGAAGAAAACUCUGAGAAUAAGGGAGCAUCUGGAGAUGAGAAGGAGAGUGAUACGGAUGAUAAGAUAGGUAAACAAGUAAAUGAUUCUGCAGAAGAAGAAAAUCAUAGUGAAGUUGAGGACAAUUCUGAGAGUGAGGGUGAGGAUCAAGAAAAAGUAAGUGAGAGUGAAGGAGUGGAUGAAGAGAGUGAGGAAGAGAAUAAGAAUUUGAGUGAAAAGUCUGAAGGCUUUAUGCCCAAUGGGAACACUGUCAUAGCCCCUUCAGAAGAAACUGGUGAAGAGAAAAGGACUCAGAAACCUAGGUCUCUGCUAACUCCUUUCACUGGAGAUGAAGAGGUUAGAAGUGCCAAGAAGCCAAGGAAGAAGGUCUCAAUUGUGGAACCUAUGGUUGAGCUGGAUGGAGAGGAUGAGUCUGAGUCUGCCUCGCUAACUAAGUCCUCUACACCAAAGAGAAAGGUUGCCAAAAUUACAAAAACUGCUAUGCCUUCUGCAAGGACCAGUAGGGGAAAUACAAGAAAGAAUGUGCCGGCUGCAGUUGAUCGACUCACAAAGUUCAGGAACAGAUAA
This is a messenger RNA of Nicotiana tabacum (common tobacco), 1227 nucleotides long. Lineage: Eukaryota; Viridiplantae; Streptophyta; Magnoliopsida; Solanales; Solanaceae. The record is from RefSeq and is a predicted model, not a curated record.